UGAUCUCACUACCUGAGGAAAGCAACAUCAAGGGCACCGGAGUCACACGGAUCCCAAACCUGAGAACAGAGGAAUGUCAUUACCUCUGACACAAACCAAAGUCACAGCUCUCCCCUGCCUGAGUGGAUUAUACUGACUCUGCUCGGACAAAGUUCAGUACUUUUCAAAGAUGGCUGAGGCGCAUCAGGCGGUGGGCUUCCAGUUCACUGUGCGCCCAGAAGGUGUGGACCUUAAACUGAGUCAAGAGGUCAUCAAAAACAUCUACCUGUCUGGAGUGACGGCAUGGAAGAAGCGAGCCAUUCAAUUCAAGAAUGGUGUAUUAGCUGGAGUCUAUCCUGCCAGUCCGUCCAGCUGGCUGAUAGUUGUGAUUGCCAUGAUGAGUUCCUUGUAUAUCCGCAUAGACCCCUCGCUAGGAAUGAUUAAAGCGAUCCAGGAAAACCUACCGCACAGAGACUAUUUAUCAGUGCAGACCCGGGCGGUGCUGAGUGCCAUUCUGUUUGCCUCUGGAUUGUGGCUGUUCCUCAUCUACCUCUUGAGAUACAUGCUCAAAGCUCUGCUCUCCUACCACGGAUGGAUUUUUGAAUCCCAUGGAAAAAUGAGCACAUCCACCAAAGUGUGGCUGAGCCUCGUGAAGAUGUUUUCUGGACGCAGGCCGCUGCUCUACAGUUUUCAGGCCUCGCUGCCCAGGCUCCCUGUGCCCAGUGUGGAUGACACGAUUCAUAGGUACCUGGAGUCAGUCCGCCCUCUGCUAGACAGUGAUCAGUACAACCAAAUGGAAAUCUUGGCCAACGACUUUAAAGAUUCAAAAGCGGCCCAGCUGCAGAGGUACCUAAUCCUAAAAUCCUGGUGUGUGACGAACUAUGUUAGUGACUGGUGGGAGGAGUACAUCUACCUCAGGGGUAGGAGUCCCAUCAUGGUGAACAGUAACUUCUAUAUAAUGGACCUCUUGUACAUAACCCCAACACACCGACAGGCUGCUCGGGCGGGGAAUGUGGUUCAUGCCAUGCUGCAGUACAGGCGCAAACUGGAACGUGGUGAACAUGCACCGCUGAGAGCUCUGGGGACAGUUCCUAUGUGUUCCACUCAGAUGGAGAGGAUAUUUAACACUACGCGCAUCCCUGGGAUUGAAACCGAUAUUGUGCAGCACCUGACGGACCGUAAGCACCUGGUCGUCUACCACAAGGGCAGAUUCUUCCAACUGUGGCUGUACACUGGAGGGCGCCACCUCUUACCCAGUGAACUUGAAACACAGUUUCAAAGGAUCCUCAAUGACACGUCAGAGCCCCAGCCGGGAGAACUCAAAUUAGCUGCCCUCACUGCGGGACACCGAGUUCCAUGGGCUCGGUCUCGGAUUAAGUAUUUCGGGCAGGGAGUAAACAAAGUGUCCCUGGAUGCCAUUGAGUCUGCUGCCUUCUUCCUGACGCUAGAUGAUGAGCCGCAGGGCUAUGACCCUACCAAGACCAAGUCGCUUGACAGUUAUGCCAAGUCACUGCUUCAUGGAAAAUGUUAUGACCGGUGGUUUGACAAGUCGUUCACCUUGAUCUCUUAUCCAAACGGAAAAGUGGGUGUUAAUGCUGAACAUUCUUGGGCUGACGCACCGAUUGUAGGACAUAUGUGGGAGUAUGUUCUUGCAACAGACUGCUUCCAUCUUGGCUACACAGAGGAGGGACACUGUAAGGGGGAUGUGAACAAAGGUCUGCCUCAUCCCUCCCGACUACAGUGGCAAAUUCCAAACGAGUGCAAAGAGGUCAUUGAGACUUCCUACUUGUCAGCCAAGCUGAUCGCUGAUGACGUGGACUUCCACGGCUAUCUAUUUCAUGAGUUUGGGAAAGGACUGAUCAAGAAGUGCAGGAGCAGCCCGGAUGCCUUUAUUCAGUUGGCCCUGCAGCUGGCACAGUUCAGGGACCAGGGUGUGUUCUGUCUGACUUACGAGUCAUCAAUGACCCGUAUGUUCAGAGACGGUCGGACGGAGACGGUGCGCUCCUGCACUACAGAGGCAGUUGCAUUUGUCAGAGCCAUGGAGGAUGAGGGUGCAACAAAGGCCCAGAGACUUGCCCUGUUUCGGAAAGCAGCAGACAAGCAUCAAAACAUGUAUCGUCUGGCCAUGACUGGCUCUGGCAUCGACCGCCACCUCUUCUCUCUCUACUUAGUGUCCAAAUACCUUGGUGUUGACUCUCCGUUCCUUACGAAGGUGCUUUCAGAGCCUUGGAAGUUGUCUACCAGCCAGACUCCACAGCAGCAGCUCAAUUUAGUUGACAUCAACAAGUUCCCUAAAUUUGUGGGUGCCGGUGGUGGAUUUGGUCCAGUGGCUGAUGAUGGUUACGGUGUGUCUUAUAUAAUUGUUGGGGAAAACCUCAUCACAUUCCACAUCUCCAGCAAGUUCUCCAGCCCUGACACCAACUCAUGCAGGUUUGGUCAGCACAUUUGUGAUGCCAUGCUUGAUAUCCAAGCACUUUUCAAGGCUGAAAAUGAGAAGACGGUGGAACGCGUACAGCUGGGAAAUGGGAAAAAACACAAAUAACAUACAUUGUGAUGCGGAUAUUUAUUUCACAUACAGCAGGUCUCUGUGCCAUGCUAAAAUUAAUUUUGGGUGACAGAUUAUAUGAUCUGAUCAUCCCACUCAGUCAGAUUAAAGGUAUGGUUGUUACUUCUUAUAUUUCUAUUUUAUAUACCUUCCAGAUUUGUGUUAUUUUAGUGCUGAAGAAUAGAUCUCUUUUUUCUCUUUGGAGUCUGUUUAUGCCAUAGACUGAAGAAGCAAAUGUAAUACAUCUAAAUAUUAACCUCAUAUAUGGUCUAUGGUUUGUCUAAUGUGAAACUUGUAAAUAUAGAACUAUGGCUGAAUCUAUGAAUCAUUUGUUACAUUCAUAUAUUAUAUUAUACUUAAGAUUAGCCAACUGCAUCUUCCUUCUAAUUUUAUCAUGUAUCAAUAUUUAUUGUAAAAUUUGUUUUUUGAUUAAAAUGUUAAUUAUCCUGCAUUGAUCACAUCUCAAAAAGUAGCUUUCGUAUAGUUAUAGUUAUGUAAUAAUACUAAACUGGAGACCGUUAUUUUCCAUUUAUGAGGCAUUAACCAUUUUAAUGCAUAAAAACUUGACUAAGAACAACAAUCUAUUGUAAGAGGUGGAGUGAGGGUCAUAUUGUGCUCCUGAUGUUAAUUCGGACUUCUAGUGUAAACAAAACCAAUCUGGACAUUGAUCAGCUGGAAGCUUUAUAAGUGUUUGACAGACUGCUUGCAGCGACAUUGAGAGCAAAAUCACCUGCAC
Molecule: messenger RNA, 3260 nt
Organism: Pungitius pungitius (ninespine stickleback)
Lineage: Eukaryota; Metazoa; Chordata; Actinopteri; Perciformes; Gasterosteidae
Gene: cpt1b
Product: carnitine palmitoyltransferase 1B (muscle)
Exons: 19
Coding region: 170-2521 (783 amino acids)
Biological process (GO): long-chain fatty acid transport; fatty acid metabolic process; carnitine metabolic process
Cellular component (GO): mitochondrion
Molecular function (GO): carnitine O-palmitoyltransferase activity
Source: RefSeq, a predicted model, not a curated record